Molecule: messenger RNA, 872 nt
Organism: Dermacentor silvarum
Lineage: Eukaryota; Metazoa; Arthropoda; Arachnida; Ixodida; Ixodidae
Gene: mRpS34
Exons: 1
Coding region: 202-768 (188 amino acids)
Biological process (GO): mitochondrial translation
Cellular component (GO): mitochondrial small ribosomal subunit; mitochondrion
Molecular function (GO): structural constituent of ribosome
Source: RefSeq, a predicted model, not a curated record
GCCAUCAGCAGUCGAUCCGAAAUCCGACUUUAUCCGAGAAACAUGGCGUCUCCCAUGUGGUGAACGUGCUUGAGCCUCGAUAACCUCGUCAAGAGCGGUCAGUGUAAUUAUUUCCAAGCUCUCGUCUCUAGCACAACGUGCAAGUCUGUUCGAUACCUGACGCAGUCGAGAUCCGGUGAGAAGACAGCCGCGUUUUUCGCCAUGCCUCGCAUCAAGUACGUUGGCUACCCGUCCCCGUACCUCGGCAAGCACUUGCUCUGGCUGCUCGGCAACCUCAAGAACUUCGGCGUCGGCCGCGUCGUGACGCGAACCGGGUUCGAGCGCUACCCGGAGCCGUCGUACUACGUGAUCACGAAGGUCGUGCCGUACAUGGACGACGCCAACCAGUACGGCGACGUCUGGGCCGAAACCGUGUACCGGGGCCGCCGAUUCGGGGUCGUCCAGCUCGAGUCGCCCCAGGUGCCCGACUACAAGUUGGUGCCCAAGAGCGAAGAGGACCGACUCCUGUCGCUACCGGUCGCGGACCACGUGCCCAAAGUCCUGCCCCGCUACCUCAAGAUGCCGCCGUUGAUGCGUAUAGUCGCCGAGCGAGACCUUAAGGCUAAGGGCAUCGACGAGGACGCGGAGCUCAAGUUGCGGGCCGUCUACACCAGCUCCGACAUGAUGACCUAUCGCAUCGCGGAGGAAGGGGAAACGCCGGACGUCGAACACACCGACAUGAGGGAUUACAUCGCCGAAAAGUUUCGACAGGGCAUCAAGGAAAUUUAGGACCUCAUCUCCCCCCUCUUCAUCCGGUGCCGUGUUUUUGAAGGGAACACCAUGUGGCGCCCCUGUAUAUAAACGCGUAGAUAUAUGUUGAAAUUACAAAUCCU